Molecule: messenger RNA, 1712 nt
Organism: Magnolia sinica
Lineage: Eukaryota; Viridiplantae; Streptophyta; Magnoliopsida; Magnoliales; Magnoliaceae
Product: G-type lectin S-receptor-like serine/threonine-protein kinase SD2-5
Exons: 2
Coding region: 93-1712 (539 amino acids)
Source: RefSeq, a predicted model, not a curated record
GCGGAGGGUCAACAUGCAGUCAGCGUCCACCGGUAACCAAUCUGCCUUCCUCAAGUUCGUUGAUGAAGAAGAAAACAGAAAGAGCGUGAGUCAUGGCUCUUUACAUCUUCGUCGUCGUAAUUCUCAGCUUUCCUUUCUGGCAUUCCUCUGCUCUCCCGUCGUUUAAAGAACCUAGUGGGAGCUCCAGAGAAUUUACAUGGUCCAACGACAAUUCGAUAAAUGACACCAUCGGCUAUGGAGACAGCUCCUUGGGGAGGCUAAUCCUUAAGUCGAAUAGCACCAAUCCGGACGGUCCGGUCUUCGCAUGCGGAUUCAUCUGCACCGGCACCUGUGAUUCCUAUUUCCUCGCAGUUGUUAUUCUCAGAGAAAUCAACACCAGUGCAACCGAUCCACAAGGAGGCUUUCCAGGCCUAGUUUGGUUAGCAAACAGAGAUCAUCCCAUAAGAGAGAAUGGGACGUUGUCUCUGACGUCCGAUGGAGAUUUAGUACUGCGAGACUCAGAUGACACCAAGAUCUGGUCUACUGACACGUCCGGUAAGUCCAUUAUCGGCAUUAUCCUUCAAGAAGAUGGAAAUCUUCAGCUUUACAGUGCCAACUUCACGGUUUGGGAGUCGUUUGAUCACCCGACCGACACAUUGCUCCCCGGUCAGAAAUUAUAUGAGGGCCGUCGGCUUAUUGCCAGUUCCUCACCUAAGAAUUGGAGCAGCGGGCAAUACUACGCUGAGAUGACUUCUGCUGGUUUCGCUGCGUUUGUGGAAGCAGAUCCACCAUUGAUGUAUGUUCAGUUGAUGGGUACAAAACCUAGUACAAGUUCGACUCCAACUACUUCAAAAAAGGAAAUUUCGUACACGGUAAUAAAUCGGACUCCACCAUAUCAGGAUAAACCGCCGGGAGCAACUUACGCCAGACCUUGUACAUAUUCAAUUGGAUGCCGCCGCUCUGCACCUAUUCCUGGACCACCUAUUUCUGAAAGCAGAUCAACAACUUAUGCAGCACUGGAUGGUGAAAACCUCGCCCUCACCAUUGAAAAAACCAACUAUAGUAUUCGGAUAUGUCCUGACUCUGCCGACGGAUCCUAUCACUACCUGAGGCUGGGUUUCGAUGGGCAUUUGAGGACUUAUCGGUGGCAGAAAAACGGUGUUUUAGAAGAGGUUUAUGAUUUCGUAGUUCAAACUUGGGAUGACUGCCAGUACCCUCACGAUUGUGGCGAUUAUGGAGUUUGCAGAGGAGGCGGCAAUUGCCGUUGUCUGGAAGCGCUAGAUGGGUCGGACCACUUCAAGCGAAUCAAAGGACCAUUGCCAAACCAGGGAUGCUCUGAAAUCACUCCUUUGUCUUGCCAGAGUCCAUUAGAUCGUCAUCGUCUUGUGGAUUUUGGAAACCUUUCCUACUUCAACUUCAUCGAUUCACGUGCUGCCGAUCAGAAGUUGAAAGAUCUAGAUGCAUGCAAGCAGGCAUGUUUGAAAAACUGUGAUUGCAAAGCUGCUUUCUUCAAGUAUGGCAGCAACACUUCCGAUGGAGACUGCUAUUUGCUGUCCAAGAUCUUGUCGAUACGAGCAAACCCAAUACCAGGCGCCGACGAUUUCAAUUCAUCUGCAUUCUUCAAGAUUCAACUCUCUUACUCAGCACCACGUCUUCCGCCUCCUCGGUUGGAGAUUCCUCUACCUGUUAAGUCCAGAAGCAAGGAAGAAGAAGAAGAGAGAGAGGGAUCAUGA